This is a messenger RNA of Bipolaris oryzae ATCC 44560, 1920 nucleotides long. RefSeq lists its product as uncharacterized. Lineage: Eukaryota; Fungi; Ascomycota; Dothideomycetes; Pleosporales; Pleosporaceae. Bases 1 to 1920 code for a protein of 639 amino acids. The transcript is spliced from 4 exons. The record is from RefSeq and is a predicted model, not a curated record.
AUGUUUUUAUAUGCAAGGCUGGUCUGCGAUAACCUGGAACUUCAAAGCGAUCUUGAUGAUGUGAAAGCGGAGGUUGACAAUCUCCCAAGCGGACUCAAUGAAGCAUACGGACGAGUCCUGUCACGGAUUGAAAAAGAUUUACCACCUCAAGCUAAACUCGAGGCAAAACAGAUCCUGGAAUGGGUGAGCUGUUCUUUGGAUCUAAUUACGAAGAGCGAAAUCCAAUUUGCUCUCAUGAUCGCCCGGGGGAAAGAUCCGUCGCGCGGUUCUCGAAGACUUUUUAUGGAUAUUUUCCAGCGGUGUGGCCCAAUCAUCGAGGAGAUUAACGGCUAUAUCCGUUUUGUUCAUUUCAGCGCAAGGGAAUUCCUUCUUCAUGUACAAAGCGGACCAUACCUGACAGAAGCUAAGGCGCAUGCUGAUAUUAGCUCAACCUGCAUUGAUCUUCUUUUAUCUCAUUGUUUCAAUGAAGAGCUCCCAGACGAAAGUGUACGCGAAUACAUUAAAGCUGGAUCAUUGUUACUAGAGAACUACGUCUGUCGUCGCUGGUUCGACCACAUCAUGAAGUGUGUUGAGUCAGCACCAGAGAUCACCCAUCGCAACAUCGAAUCCCUUCUUGAUAAACGAAGGAAUGAUGGCUUUGGUUCUUCCAGUAACACAAUCUCUGCAGGGAAGAGAUUUAACGGCUUUGCAGGAUUUCCCAAGGAGUUGCACACUGACUUGAUGAAUCUAGACUCUUUUUGGAGGUCGCGACGGCGCAACUUCUGUUUCAGAAAGAUUCAAAAUUGGGAGAAUCUCGACCCAUUCACGAUUUCAAAGCACCAAGCCCGGAUACGACGCAUCUUUGAGCAGAUGCUUUGUUCAGGCAGCAACCAUGUUGCCAAUUGUGGUUUUGCAAAGCUUCAGGCUCUGUAUGGUCCUCAUAUCUACGGAUGCAGUAGACCAGGAUGUGCUCGAUUCAGGGACGGAUUCAAGAACAGCGAAGAAAAAGAUAACCAUAUUCAAGCUCACGAUCGACAGUUCAAAUGCGAUUUCAUCGAUUGCCCGUAUUAUGACCUCGGAUUUACCAGCACAUCGCUUCUUCAAAAUCACAUCAAUCAGUUCCAUAAAAGUGGACUUCAUAAUUCAGCGUCAAACAGUAAUUUCUUCGUCGAAGCGAAAGCUAUUGUCGAAGAUGCAAUCAACCUAGACGAUUUAAAUUUGGUCCGCGAUAUGCAUGCUAGUGUCCGGAAGCAUGGCGCAUACUUUAUCAAGACCUGUCUAAUGAGAGGAUCAUCUGAAGACAUGCUCCGACUCAUCCUGAAAAUAUGCCAGUGUAGUUGCCUCCAAACUCCACAGCCAACCAGCGGACAGCUUUCAGGUUCGACGGCUAAUCAGCAGACACCACAGCCUGUCAACCGCAAGCGUGGAAUAUGUAAACAACAUCAGAUUGUCUUGCUCCGGAGUUGGAAUUUGAACUGGCGUCAAGAGAAGCCUAAAGGAGAUCCGGAGCUAUUUCGAAUCCUGCUGGAGCGAUACAUGAUCAAGGUCGGUAAUUUCGAAGACAUAGCAAACACUCCUUCGCCAGAGAUGUUUGAGCUAUUCGCGGAAUAUGGUGCAGAGGUAGGAAAUUACCAGACUCUCUUCCGCAGGCUCCUACCAACUCGACCAAAUGCCCUGGCCGAGAUUAAUGCUCUGAAGUGCAUGCAGGCAAUGGCAAAUGCUCUCGACAUCAGAGGAUAUGAAACUUGUCUCGUAGUUCUAAGCGAUAGCAGCUGCUCCGUUUCGAUCGCAACAUUUUGUCUUGAGAAUGGAGCAUCUGUGGAGGCAAGUUUGGCACAGAACAGGGGACCAACAUCUCCAUUACGAAGAGCUGAAUGGAAGAAAACUCCUGAGGCAGCUCAGCUUGCGGAGUUGUUGCGCUCACAUCACGCACUCCCAUAA